This is a messenger RNA of Sinocyclocheilus grahami, 1112 nucleotides long. Its product is annotated as fibroblast growth factor 18-like. Gene Ontology annotation, molecular function: growth factor activity. The transcript has 5 exons. The coding region runs from base 471 to 1112 and encodes 213 amino acids. The record is from RefSeq and is a predicted model, not a curated record. NCBI's taxonomy places the organism in Eukaryota, Metazoa, Chordata, Actinopteri, Cypriniformes, Cyprinidae.
CCCCGCCCAUCUCCGUUCCACUUCAGCUGCGCUUCCUUCUCAUUCAGCAAACGCACUGUCCUGUGGCGAGAGAGGGGUCCUUUCCACCCCACAGCCAAACAAAAGAAGCCUGGAAAAGGAGCAAAUCUAGCAAAGACUUCUUAAAGGGCAGGAGGACCCCUGAAUUCUGCGUUUCUGUGUGAAGACAGCCGCGUUCUUGAGGAUAUUGCAGGAAGGAACACAGCUUUUUAAUAUCCAUCUAUUGUCAGUGUGUCAUGUGGAGUGUGGGGUCACACAGGAGGAUGACCUGUUUUUCACCUGUCGUUCUCCAGCAUACAGCUGAACAGGUUUGCUUGCGAGAAGACUCUCCCUGAACAAUCCUCCAACACGCGCUCAGAUGCUCACCUGGGUCUGUGUCCGGUUUUGGCUCCAGAUUUUAAAACCAUCGCCUCAAAGAUCUCACUGUCCGGGGUGAUAGAAGCGCUGGAGCGAUGCAGUCCAUGCUGUCCUCUGCUGUCGUGCUAUGCUUCCAGGUCGUGUUACUGUUCUACAGCCCAUUACAGGUGUUAGCAGUGGAAAAUGUUAACUUUGGAGUACACGUAGAGAAUCAGACAGGGGUGCGGGACGGCCUGAGCCGGAAACACCAUCGGGUUUACCAACUAUACAGUCGGACCAGUGGAAAACACAUUCAGGUGCUUGGCAAAAAAAUCACCGCCAUGGGAGAGGAUGGGGAUAAAUAUGCCCAGCUCGUGGUGGAGGCCGACACCUUUGGGAGUCAAGUGAGAAUAAGAGGAAAAGAGACAAACUACUACUUGUGCAUGAACCGUAAGGGGAAGCUUAUGGGGAAGAAAGACAGCAGCGUAAACGGAGGCUGCAUUUUCAUUGAGAUAAUGCUUGAGAAUAACUACACCGCUUGGAUGUCAGCGCGCUAUGUGGGCUGGUACAUUGGCUUCACCAAAAGGGGCCGACCACGCAGAGGUCCGAACACGUUACCCAACCAGCGAGACGUGCAUUUCAUGAAACGCUUCCCUCCAGGAGAGCAGCCCGACCUGCAGCCCUGCAGCUUUACCACGGUCAGCAAGAGGAGCAAAAGAGUCCAGCAGACCUCCACUGCUCCUCCACCACUCCAGUAA